This is a messenger RNA of Aethina tumida (small hive beetle), 1029 nucleotides long. RefSeq names its product cuticle protein 18.7-like. The transcript has 3 exons. The record is from RefSeq and is a predicted model, not a curated record. The coding region runs from base 126 to 947 and encodes 273 amino acids. Lineage: Eukaryota; Metazoa; Arthropoda; Insecta; Coleoptera; Nitidulidae.
UAACAUUUUCUCAAUAUACGCAUUGAUUUAAGAAAUACUGAAUAAAUUUGGGGGAUACAGCAUAAAAUAACACAGAUUUUACAUUAAAUUUUAGUUAGUGUCUAAAGUUCUAGUGAGAUAUCGACAUGAAGUUUUUGAUUUUAUUAUCCGGGUUAAUGUCCCUUGCUGCAUCUCAACAUUACUUCCCUCAUGCAACUAUCGGUCACGAUGGCCACCCAUUAGAAACCCCCGAAGUCCAACAGGCCAAAUCCCAUCAUUUCGCAGCCCAUGCCUCUCGUGGUGGUCAUUUAGCUUACCACCCGCAUCAUAACGGACAUUACAACGCCCAUCCAGUUUAUACCCCUGAAGUAGCUUCUGCAAGACAACAACAUUUCCACGAUUAUGCGAUGGCCGCUCAAAGAAAUGGAGUUCAAGUUCCACAUUAUCACCCCGCUGCGCAUCAUCAGUAUCCUGUUGACACACCAGAGGUGCAGCACGCUAAAAUGUUGCAUUUUGCUGCACAUGCCAGAGCUAGAGGACUUCAUUACAGAAGGAGGAGGUCCACAUUUGGUUAUGGUCAGAAUUAUGAGGUGCCUAGAAUCUCUCAUCAAGGGGUGCCUUUAGACACUCAAGAAGUUGAAGCCUUAAAAUCUAAACAUUUCCAAGCUCAUAAUGAAGCGUUGCAGCGUAAUGGUCAUGUUAGGUCUUAUCAAGGAGCUAAUCCUUCACAUUACCAAGGACAAUAUUCAUCCCACCAAGGAGUGAAUCCAAAUUAUUACAACAAUCAAGAUUUUUAUAACAAUGGACCUUAUGGCGCAUCUUCUAAUCAUUUGGCAUUUACAUCUCAGCCCAUUCAUUUUUAUACUGGAAAUGUUGGUGCUGCUGGUGGUUAUCCUGUAGAAACACCUGAGGUGCAAGCUGCUAAACACGCUCAUUUUGCUGCCCAUGCAAGAGCUAGAGGAUAUUAGAUAAAAAAUAAUUGUUAAUAAUAUUUUAUAAUUUUAGAUAUUUGUUACAAUAAACAAUCUUACCAUUUUUGAAAUAUUAUUA